CCGGCUACAGCCAUCCAUCGCAUCCUAUCAUUCCAGCACACCAUUGUCACUCCACGCCGUAUCUUACUUCCUUCUCGUAAACACGCCCUACCACUUCUUCCACCAUCAUGCUCCGCCGCCAAUCUCGCGAGCGUCGCGAGUACCUCUACCGCAAAUCCCUCGAGGCCCAAGAAGCCCAACUCUACUCCCGCAAGCAACGAAUCCGCCAACUCCUCGCCGAGGGCAAAGCGAUCCCCAAGGAGCUUCGUGGUGAUGUCGCCUCGCUUCAGGGAGAGAAGCUCGCCAGAGGAGUGGAUAUGGAUGCAGCUCAGUCUGAUCCUCUGACUAGCUUUGACUCAGAGUACGCCACGGCGGGCAGUCGUGACCCGCGAAUUCUCCUCACCACUUCCCGUAAUCCCUCUAGCCGUCUCACUGCUUUCGCAAAGGAGAUGCGACUCGUUUUCCCCAAUUCAACGAGGAUCAAUCGUGGUGGAUACAAAGUCAACGAUUUAGCCGCUGCAGCGAGGGCAAAUGAUAUCAGCGAUCUAGUUGUGGUGCAUGAGCAUCGCGGUGUGCCAGACGCAAUGGUCGUCAGCCAUUUUCCACACGGACCUACCGUCCUCUUCACUCUACACAAUGUCGUACUACGUCAUGAAGUUGCUGCACACGCCACUUCGACUGUCAGCGAACAGUAUCCACAUUUGAUCUUUGAUGGGUUUGAGAGCAAAUUGGGAGCAAGAGUGAGGGAUGUACUCAAGUACUUGUUUCCAGUGCCGAAGGAGGAGAGUAAGAGGGUCAUGACAUUCAAGAACGAGAGGGACUUUUUGAGCUUCAGACAUCACGUCUUCCUAAAGACCUCUCACCGCGAAGUCUCCCUAGCCGAAGUUGGACCACGAUUCGAGAUGCGGCCCUAUGAGAUCCGACAGGGCACCCUCGAGAUGGGAGACAGUGCCGAUGUGGAGUGGAUCUUGCGACCUUACAUGCGCACAAGUGGGAAGAGAAACGUGCUCUGAUAUGGCUCGAGAGGAGGAGAAGGGGGAGGAGGGAGAUGGCGGGAGAGGGAGCCCUUUCACUUGUACUUUAGACAUUCACUAUCAAUUGAGCGAGCGAACAUGCAU
Messenger RNA from Microstroma glucosiphilum, 1097 nucleotides. RefSeq names its product putative IMP4-component of the U3 small nucleolar ribonucleo protein. NCBI's taxonomy places the organism in Eukaryota, Fungi, Basidiomycota, Exobasidiomycetes, Microstromatales, Microstromataceae. The record is from RefSeq and is a predicted model, not a curated record. The coding region runs from base 108 to 992 and encodes 294 amino acids. The transcript is spliced from 2 exons. Gene Ontology annotation, molecular function: snoRNA binding; rRNA primary transcript binding. Gene Ontology annotation, biological process: rRNA processing. Gene Ontology annotation, cellular component: small-subunit processome; Mpp10 complex; nucleolus.